Galeopterus variegatus (Sunda flying lemur) is the source of this 3852-nucleotide messenger RNA. RefSeq names its product REV1, polymerase (DNA directed) (gene REV1). The record is from RefSeq and is a predicted model, not a curated record. Gene Ontology annotation, molecular function: DNA-directed DNA polymerase activity; deoxycytidyl transferase activity; damaged DNA binding. Gene Ontology annotation, biological process: error-prone translesion synthesis; error-free translesion synthesis. Gene Ontology annotation, cellular component: nucleus. The transcript is spliced from 21 exons. Bases 31 to 3555 code for a protein of 1174 amino acids. Lineage: Eukaryota; Metazoa; Chordata; Mammalia; Dermoptera; Cynocephalidae.
AAAGACCAGAUUCACCUCAAGAAAAGGCCUAUGUACCAAAACCUAAGCUCCACCAUGAGACGAGGUGGAUGGCGGAAACGAGCUGAAAAUGAUGGCUGGGAAGAUUGGGGUGGGUAUAUGGCUGCCAAGGUCCAGAAAUUGGAGGAACAGUUUCGAUCAGAUGCUGCUAUGCAGAAGGAUGGAACUUCAUCUACAAUUUUUAGUGGAGUUGCCAUCUAUGUUAAUGGAUAUACAGAUCCUUCUGCUGAGGAAUUGAGAAAACUAAUGAUGUUGCAUGGAGGUCAAUACCAUGUGUAUUAUUCCAGAUCCAAAACAACACACAUUAUUGCCACAAAUCUUCCUAAUGCCAAAAUUAAAGAAUUAAAGGGGGAAAAAGUAAUUCGACCAGAAUGGAUUGUGGAAAGCAUCAAAGCUGGACGGCUCUUAUCCUACAUUCCGUAUCAGCUAUACACCAAGCAGUCCAGCGUGCAGAAAAGUCUUAACUUCAAUCCUGUAUGCAAACCUGAGGAGCCUGGGCCUGGUCCAAGCAAUAUAGCCAAACAGCUCAACAGCAGGGUAAAUCAUGUAAUUAAGAAGAUUGAGACAGAAAAUGAAGUCAAAGUCAAUGGAAUGAACAGCUGGAAUGAGGAAGAUGUAAACAGUGAUUUUAGUUUUGUGGAUCUGGAGACCAUUCCAGAAUGGAAACAAAAUGGAAUUCCACAUUCGAGAGACAGCACUGCCAUUUUUAAUGGACACAGUCCUAGCUCUAAUGGUGCCUUAAAGACACAGGAUUGCUUGGUGCCCUUGGGCAAUAGUGUUGCGAGCAGGCUUUCUCCAGACUCUGCCCAGGAGGAGAAGGUGGCUGAGAAGAGCACCACUGACUUCAGAGACUGCGCUCUGCAGCAGUUGCAGCAAAGCACCAGAAGUGCAGAUGCUUUGCGGAGUUCACACAGAACUAACUCUUUCUCAUUAUCAUCUUUGCACAGUAAUGCUAAAAUCAAUGGUGCUCACCACUCCACUGUUCAGGGGCCUUCAAGCACAAAAAGCACUUCUUCAGUACCUACUCUUAGCAAGGCAGCACCUUCAGUGCCAUCCAAACCUUCAGGCUGUAAUUUUAUCUCAGACUUUUAUUCUCGUUCAAGACUGCAUCACAUAUCAACGUGGAAGUGUGAACUGACUGAGUUUGUCAAUACCCUACAAAGACAAAGUAGUGGUAUCUUUCCAGGAAGGGAAAAGUUAAAAAAAAUGAAAACAGGCAGGUCUGCACUUGUUGUAACUGACACAGGAAAUAUGUCAGUUUUGAGUUCACCCAGACAUCAGAGCUGUAUAAUGCAUGUUGAUAUGGAUUGCUUCUUUGUGUCAGUGGGUAUACGAAAUAGACCAGAUCUCAAAGGAAAACCAGUAGCUGUCACAAGUAACAGAGGCACAGGAAGGGCACCUUUACGUCCUGGCACUAACCCCCAGCUGGAGUGGCAGUAUUACCAGAAUAAAGCCCUGAAAGGCAAAGCAGAUAUACCAGAUUCAUCAGUGUGGGAGAAUCAAGAUUCUGCACAGACAAAUGGGAUUGAUUCUGUGUUGUCAAAGGCCGAAAUUGCAUCUUGUAGUUAUGAAGCCAGCUACACGCAUAACAUCGAAGCUGUCAGUUGUGAUGAAGCACUGGUAGACAUCACCGAAAUCCUUGCAGAGACCAGACUAACUCCUGAUGAAUUUGCAAAUGCUGUCCGUAUGGAAAUCAAAGACCAGACUAAAUGUGCUGCCUCUGUGGGAAUUGGAGUUGGACGUUCAAUGGAAUCUAAGUUGACAUCUUUAGGAAUUAAAACUUGUGGAGACUUGCAGUAUAUGACCAUGGCAAAACUCCAAAAAGAAUUUGGUCCCAAAACAGGUCAGAUGCUUUAUAGGUUCUGCCGUGGUUUGGAUGAUAGACCAGUUAGAACUGAAAAGGAAAGAAAAUCGGUUUCAGCUGAGAUCAACUAUGGAAUAAGGUUUACCCAGCCAAAAGAGGCAGAAGGUUUUCUUCUGAGUCUUUCAGAAGAAAUUCAAAGACGACUUGAAGCUGCUGGCAUGAAGGGUAAACGCCUGACUCUCAAAAUCAUGGUACGAAAGCCAGGGGCCCCUAUAGAAACUUCAAAAUUUGGAGGCCAUGGAAUUUGUGAUAAUAUUACUAGGACUGUAACUCUUGACCAGGCAACUGAUAGUGCAAAAGUAAUUGGAAAGGCUACACUAAACAUGUUUCAUGCAAUGAAACUAAAUAUAUCGGAUAUGAGAGGGGUUGGGAUUCAAGUGAAUCAGCUGGUUCCAACUAAUUUGAAACUUUCCACGUGUUCCAAUUGCCCAUCAGUUCAGUCAAGCCACUUUCCUGCUGGGUCACACUCUGUUCGCGAUCUCUUCCAAGUUCAGAAAACUAAGAAAUCCAUAGAAGAGGAGCAUGCGGAAGUAUUUCUGGCUGCUAUGGAUCUAGAAAUAUCAUCUGCCCCUAGAACUUGCACCUUUUCUACACAUCUGCCAGCAAGUAUCAGUCCUGAUACUAGCAAAGCUGAGUCUUCAGGGAAACAGAAUGGUCUGCACUCUCCUGUCAGUGUACAAUCAAGACUUAACCUGAGUAUAGAGGUCCCGUCACCUUCCCAGCUCGAUCAGUCCGUUUUAGAAGCACUUCCACCUGAUCUCCGGGAACAAGUAGAGCAAGUUCGUGCUAUUCAGCAAGGAGACCCACAUGGUGACAGAAAGAAAGAACCCGUAAAUGGCUGUAAUACCGGAAUUUUGCCACAACCAGUUGGGACAGUUUUGUUGCAGAUACCAGAAACUCAGGAACCUAACAGUGACACAGGAAUAAGUGUAAUAGCCCUUCCAGCAUUUUCACAGGUGGACCCUGAGGUGUUUGCUGCCCUUCCUGCUGAGCUUCAGAAGGAGCUGAAAGCAGCAUAUGAUCAAAGACAAAGGCAGGGAGAGAACAGCACUCACCGGCAGCCAGCCAGCACAUCUGUGCCAAAGAAUCCUUUACUUCAGCUAAAGCCAGCAGCAGUGAAAGAUAAGAAAAAAAGCAAGAAAAAAAACCCCAUCAGUUCCCCCAAAAAGAUUCAGAGCCCUCUGAAAAACAAGCUACUUAACAGUCCUGCGAAAACUCUGCCAGGGGCCUGUGGGAGUCCCCAGAAAUUAAUCGACGGGUUUCUAAAACAUGAAGGACGUGCUGCUGCUGAGAAGCCCCUGGAAGAACACUCUGCCUCCACCUCCGGUGUGCCAGGCCUUCCCAGUCUGCAGCCUGAUGCAUCUGGCUGUGUUAGACCCCCAGCACCCAACCUAGCUGGUGCUGUUGAGUUCAGUGAUGUGAAGACCUUGCUCAAAGAAUGGAUCACUACUAUUUCAGAUCCAAUGGAAGAAGACAUUCUGCAAGUUGUGAAAUACUGUACUGAUCUAAUAGAGGAAAAAGAUUUGGAAAAACUGGAUCUAGUUAUAAAAUACAUGAAAAGGUUGAUGCAACAAUCGGUGGAAUCUGUUUGGAAUAUGGCGUUUGACUUUAUUCUUGACAAUGUUCAGGUGGUUUUACAACAAACUUACGGAAGCACAUUAAAAGUUACAUAAAUAUUACCAGGGAGCCUGGUGCUCUCCGCUAGCUGUGCCAUAAGUGCUUGUGAGGUAUUUGCAAAGUGCAUGAUAGUAAUGCUCUGAGUUUUUAUAAUUUUAAAUUUCUUUUUAAGCAAGUGUUUUGUACAUUUCUUUUCGAAGAGUGCCAAAUUUGUCAGUAUUGCAUGUAAAUAACUGUGUUAAUUCUUUUACUGUAGCAUAGAUUCUAUUUACAAAUGUUUGUUUAUAAAGUUUUAUGGAUUUUUACAGUGAAGUGUUUACAGUUGUUUAAUAAAGAACUAUAUGUAUAUUUUG